Messenger RNA from Homarus americanus (American lobster), 4558 nucleotides. RefSeq lists its product as uncharacterized. The transcript is spliced from 5 exons. The record is from RefSeq and is a predicted model, not a curated record. The coding region runs from base 170 to 823 and encodes 217 amino acids. Lineage: Eukaryota; Metazoa; Arthropoda; Malacostraca; Decapoda; Nephropidae.
CACACAAACGCUGUCUGUGUUUGUAGUCUGCUGCCGUCUGUCUGUGUUCGUAGUCUGCUGCCGUCUGUCUGUCUGUCUGUGGAUCAUUUGGAAGCUGCUGUUGGCUGGUUGCUAAAAGUGGGCGUCUGCUUUAUAUCAACCUUCACUUUAUUGCAGAAAACUAAAGGCAAUGGAAGAUCUCAGAAGUGAAUGGGAUGCUGCCACUAGCUUCGCUGCGGGUGCUGUGAGCGAGCGCUGGUGGAGCACAGUCAGUCGUCAAUACACAGAGGAGGGCAGGGUGUAUCAUGGUCAUGCUUACCUUGCUCAGCUGUUUGCUCUUUACCACCAACACCAAGAAAAGCUCACAAAUCCUCAAGCUGUGGCAUUAGCCAUAUUUUUCCACAAAUUGGAGUAUAACCCACGGAGUGGUGAUUCUGAUGUUAAGAAUAUUGAGAAGUUUGACGAGUUCAUCUCAGAAGCAGGAGAAGGCCACCAGGAUUCACCAUUGUCGGCAGCAGUGCGGUCCCUCCUGGAGGCUUCAGUAAGCAACUUGACAGAGGCCCACAUGAUGGAGGGCGGAUCUGGAUCAGAUGAUGUCCACUAUUUCUUGGAUUUUACCACAGCUGUGUUAGGGGCCCCUGCACCAGAGUAUGAUCAGUACACCACUAAAAUCCAAGCUGAAUACGUCCAUCUUCCUACAACUGCUUAUAACCAGCUUAGACUUAAAAUGCUGAAGAAUCUGGUCCUGAUGCCCAAUAUUUACACAACAAGAGAAUUUCAAACCGAACGAGAAAAAACUGCCCGGAAAAAUAUCCAACGUGAAGUUGAAAAUCUCCAGGCCUAAACUUAAACAAAUUUACGUGAAUAGUUAUGAUAAAAUUAGAUAUUCUGUUGUUAACACUUUGAGAGGACUAAAAAAAAUUUAGGCAGUGUAGAUAAGUGCAUUUAUUACUGAAAUUAAUAAGCAUCUAUGAGUGAUAUUUUGAGCAUAAUAUUUGUAUGUACUUCUACAGUACAGUAUUAUAUGGUGUUCAUUCUACAGAUUGAGUAAAGUAUGACAUUUCUAUGAAAAUCUGAAAAAUCCUUCGGUAAAGGGAAGGCAAGAUGUUAAUUUGGUCCAAUUUUGAACACACCCUCAUGUAAUAUAUACUGUGUUCAUUGAACACAGUAUAUACAGGUACAGUAUUUAAAACACACUUACCUUACAUGAACUUUAUUGGUAUUUCUCUAAUAAGGGGAUUCCCAUUUAUGUAAUUCAGAAAAUAUAGGUUGAUAAAGCCUUUGUUUUAGUACAAUUAUAAGAUGAUUUAUGUUACUUAAGACAGAUAUAGAUCAAUAUUAUUUUUUAAAUUAUUUAUAAUACAUUUCAUGUAGUUCCCAUAAAACAGUGAGAAGUCUGUACCUCGUAAGUUGAGGUUGACACACUCCAGCAGCACCACAAGAGAUGGUUCACUGUUCAGUCAUCAGUAGGUAAGCUUGUGCUGUUAUUUUGACCCAGAAUAAAUGAGAAAGUUCAUAUAUAAUCUAAAUGUAUUGUGAGUGUUAUGAAAAUAAUAAACUAAUUUAGCCUGAGUUUCAAGUUACUGAGCACAGAUUACCAUUGACGACAUUGCAUGUUGUGAUAUAUUAUGGUUUGUAGGUGACCGUCCUGAUGGAACCCUAAUUUUUUAUUUAUGGAUGGAUUUACAUGACAUUUGGGUUCACCCAGCAGUGUUUCAAUUAAUUUUUUUUUAAUAUGUGGUUGGGUUUUUCUAAUAGAUAUACUGUACAGGAAACACUUUUAAUGGAAAUUAUUUGUGCUUUUGACCAUAUAAAGACCAUGGACUGAUGGUACUUUAGUACUAUAAACAGGAUAUUACUUGCUGGAGAGCAAGAUUGUCAAAAGGUGCCACCUUUCUAAUUGUUGCCUGGUUCAGAGUUCAUUAGAAUGCCCCAGGACUGUAUUGUAUGCUGAACUUUGUCUACUUGUCUUCCCCUUCUUGGCCAGAUUCUUGAGUGAUGUCGGGUAUGAAACAUCUUGCUUCCAAAGAACCAUGCGGGAAGGACUGGUGGUUAGGAAACACAAGGGAGGACAACAAAUUAGGUGCUUCAUACCCAAAGUUAUGAUCCAGAGCUAUUACUUAUAUAAUAAAAAAAAUCUGGCAAUCCCUGCAAACUUGAUCUUGCAGCACUUGCUCCAAAUCUUGGCAUGGAAGCUUUCAUUUUGAUUGUGUCCUUCCUUUGAGGCAUUUUUGCAUAAGUUCAGUCUUGUUAAGGUCGACAGAUAUGCCCAAAAAUAAUCUGCUGCUUCUCUUGUCUAUCUUUGCCAGAAACUCUUCUCCAUCUGGACAAUACUUGUGUCAUCAGUACUGAUGACACGCAAGUAAGUCAAGAUGGUAGCUGAACACAUUGUUGCGUAUUGCUUUUCCAUGAUACCCUGUAUUGUCAAAUUGUCAGUGACAUUAUCUGUCAACAUGUAGGCACCACCAAGUUCACUCCUCGAUCUUACUAGUUUUGGUCACCGCUGUUGUAAUGUCUUGAUUUUUCUGAGUCUUUCGCUUGCUCGUGUGAUUGAUACACUCUUCCUUCACCACGGGAUAAUCAUUUGAACCAUCACCAUCAUUUAGAGUACACACAGCUGGUGAGAACGGUUCCACAGUCUAACAGCUGCUGGUGCUGCUGCUUUCGUUGCUCCAUAUUUUUCCUCAAAGUUUUUCGUACAGGUGGAUUCAUGGCCUUUCUUCCAGGUGUCAGGAGUCAUUAGAUGUGAGCUUCUUGGUGAAAGAACUGCAGUACAGUAGUUGGACAGCACUUCGAAAUCUAACGAGAUACCUGUAAUCCAAUUUUCAUCAUUAUUUUAUCAUUUGCAGGGGGAUGAUCCCCUUCACAAUGGUGAUUUACCAGAAAUACAAUAGACUCUUAUGUUAAAGCUAAAUGGGAAUUUUUUCAUCAAUACUGUGCUUCAAGAUCUUUCAUGUAAUGGGCUUAACAAUAAAAUAUAUCAAUAUUGAGAAAAGUGGAUCUAGAGUUGAACUUUUAAGGAGGUUCUGGUUGGUGUUGCUGUAUUGGAGAAAAAUGCGUUUGGAAGAUUUUAAGGAUGUGUGAUACUGAUGUAAUGUUCUUCUUGCAUUAGCAUGCUGAUUAUAUUUCCUGAAAGAAACAUUUGUAACUUAAGAUAUGCAUAUUGAUCUCCAAACCUACUGUAGAGCUUAAAUUUUUUCUUCAAAUUUGUUUAAUAAUUUUUUUCUAUUUAUGCAUAUAUACUUCUUCAUAAGGCCAAAAGACACAUUUUUUUUUUCAGUUUCUUGGCCAUUUCCAUUUUAGUCUACCAAGCCUUAAAACUUUAUUUGGCAUUAACAGGUUUAGCUUAAAGCUAAUAUAUAAAUAUUUUUAGUAGGCAUCUUUUUAAAAAGUACUGUAGCUUAUCGAUUUGCUUAAAUACAAAAUCUAUUUUAUGGAAAAUGGGUAGCAUGUUUAGUCAAACUUUGUGACUAAUCAAAAAUUCCAAACUUGAAAAUUAUUUUCUUGAUUGUACAGUAUAGCUAUAAUUGCAUCCUCAAUUAUUUUGCUUUCAAAGUCUUGCCUUCAUGAAGUGAUUCCUGCAAAAAUCUGCAAAAGGACACCCUUAAUUCCUUCUUAACACUAUUGUACUCACAAGUUUUGACAUAAUUAAUUAUUGUAAUGUCAAGUACAGUAAUAGUGCUUUAUAUCCAAGAACAAUAGAAAAUAACUUGCUUUAAAAGAUAUUAAUUUCAUAGCUUCUGAAUGACAAAUUAUUUAUAUUUGUGUUACCUUACACUCUGUUUAUUUCCAUAAAAAUAUUACAUAACAAUCAAAUGAAAUUAUUCCAUACAAAAAAAUUCUAGUUGUGUAGUACAGUACUAGAGCUUCAUAUAAGGCUUUACUAUGAUAGCAUACUCUUUAGAAAUAUAAAAAUCUAUCCUCUGAAUUAAAGUACAUCAUCUUUAUUAUAUCCCAGAAUUAAUUUAUAUACAAUUGUGUGUCACUGUGUGCACAACUUAUCCUUUGUGUAAACACUUAAAACUCUUGUAAGGAGCAAAAGUUUUUAAUGAAACUUUGCCAGAGCAUCAGUCUCCGAAAGAAUUCAUAUGAGUUUGAUAAUAAACUUGACCCAUUUAGUUUUCCCAAGACAUUAAUGAUGUUGGUGAUAUAUACAGUACCAGUAGUUGUUUAACAACAACAGAAUAACGAUCCGCCAUUACAGUAAAGCAAAUCUCGCAACAGAGCUAAGAGUACUGGUGCAAGUUCUUAGUUUUUUCUUUUAAAUUGAAGAAAAUAAUAUUAAUUGAGAUCAAGAUUAUAGUUAUAUUGCAGUACAUUAAACUUUUAGGCAGGGAUAGGCUUGUUUGCUUUGGAUAAAACGUAUACAGUAAUUCACUAUUAACCAGCAACCUUUUCACUUGAUUUAGCAAACUGCUGCCCCAUUGUUCACUAUGUAUGAAUGACCUGUAUGUUUUAGGGAGUGAAAAACUGUGACAUUCCAAUACCAUUUUCAAAUGGCUUGCAACUUGGAAAAAUUUUCUCAAUUCAUUCCAUGUAUUAAAUUUGUUGGACAAUGUGUGAUGAUAUUGUAACACGG